AUGCAAUUUGCCGAUAAGGAUGAACUCAAGGAAGCUAUUAGGGAGUAUGCAAUUGUGCAAAGGAGGAAUAUUAAAUUGGUGAAGAAUGAUAAUAAAAGGAUUCAAGCAAAGUGUGUAGGUCACACGAAAUGCCCUUUUAUUCUCUGGGUUUCCAAGAUAGACAGAGAUGAGCAGACAUUUGCCAUAAAAACUCUGUCCUUAGAGCAUGAGUGUACUAGAGUGGACAAACUGAAAUAUACUAAUUCAAUGUGGUUGUCCAAAAGGUUUGCUGACAAGAUUAGGAAAAAUCCUGACUGGGAUGUAGGGGCAUUCAAGGUUGAGUACCUGGAUUUGGUUCUUCAACUUUUGAUUGAAGACUUACAAAUUGAGAAUGGGAAAGCUUGGGUGUUUAUGAGUGAUAAGCAAAAAUGUCUAAUACCUGCAAUUGAGACAUUGCUUCCAACAGCUGAGCACAGAAUGUGUGUUAGGAAUCUCUACAGCAACUUCAAGACAGAUCAUGCUGGCCUUGCACUGAAAAACAUUCUCUGGGCUGCGGCAAGAGCAACUACCAUUCCCUGGUAUGAAGCAGAAAUGGACAAGAUGAAAGAGCAAGAUGAAGAGGCAUGGAAGUGGCUUAAGAAGAGACCAGCCAAAAAUUGGAGUAUAUCUCAUUUUGAGCCACAUUCUAAGUGUGAUCUGUUGUUGAACAACCUCUGUGAAUCCUUUAACUCUUACAUUUUAGAUUCAAGAGACAAGUCUAUCUUAACAUGUCUAGAAAGGAUUAGAGUUUAUAUCAUGUUAAGGAUGGCUAAAAGAAGGAUUGCUGGUACGGUUUGGAGACAUCCAGUUGGGCCUAGGAUUGUCAAGAUCAUUGAGAAGAACAAGUUGGGAGCUAGUCAAUGCAUUCCUAGAUUGGCAGAGGCAAAUGUGUUUGACUUUGCACAUGACUGCUAUAAGAAAGAAGCCUACCUGAGUUCAUAUGAACCUAUGGUACACCAAAUACCAUCCAUGGACCAGUGGCAGAGAACUAAUUGGCCUCCAAUUAAACCUCCUCCAUAUAAUAAGCAGCCUGGAAGACCUAGGAAAUCAAGGAAUAAAGGACCAGCUGAUGUUGAAGUACUUGCUUCAGUUCCUCCAAACCCUUUGCCUCCAUUUUACAAUCCACCACCUACUAGGCCGUUCCUAAUUAGCCCAACUAAGGAUCAGUUGCCUCUUCUACAGUCCAAGGGGCAGAUCAGGUAUUUGGCCCACCCUAAUCAGCCCAACCCAACUAGAGGCAGAGGAACUACUACAGGAAGAGGGAAAGGAAAUGGGAGAGGAGAAAUGCCAACCGGAAGAGGAAAUGUUGGAAAUGGGACAACAGAAAUGCCAAACAAUUUCUCAUCAUCACAACCACUCCCAUCAUCAUCACAGCCACUCCCAUCAUCAUCACAUCCACUCUUUUACACUGGAGCUACAUCAUCAUCAUCACAACCACCCAAGUCUCCUGCCAAGAUAUUCAAGUCUCCUACCAAGUCUCUUACACUCGAACUCAAAUUUCAUUGCAAAAUGAGUUACAUAUCGGUUACAUUUCGACCUAAUUGA
This is a messenger RNA of Prunus armeniaca (apricot), 1563 nucleotides long. The record is from the annotation of a GenBank genome assembly. Lineage: Eukaryota; Viridiplantae; Streptophyta; Magnoliopsida; Rosales; Rosaceae.